This is a messenger RNA of Hibiscus syriacus, 670 nucleotides long. RefSeq names its product 60S ribosomal protein L23-like. NCBI's taxonomy places the organism in Eukaryota, Viridiplantae, Streptophyta, Magnoliopsida, Malvales, Malvaceae. Gene Ontology annotation, cellular component: ribosome; cytosolic large ribosomal subunit. Gene Ontology annotation, biological process: translation. The coding region runs from base 110 to 532 and encodes 140 amino acids. Gene Ontology annotation, molecular function: large ribosomal subunit rRNA binding; structural constituent of ribosome. The record is from RefSeq and is a predicted model, not a curated record. The transcript has 4 exons.
AUUAUACCAUUCUCGGACAAAACCCUGGGACAGAUUUUAUUUAAGAUUCAGAAGUAAGCCUCGCUGAAGAAAAGAGGCAAACGGAAGAGUAGAGAAGGGCCGAUCCAAAAUGUCGAAGCGAGGAAGGGGAGGUAGCGCGGGGAACAAGUUCAGAAUGUCGCUGGGUUUACCGGUGGCGGCUACGGUGAACUGCGCCGACAAUACGGGAGCCAAGAACCUUUACAUCAUUUCAGUCAAAGGAAUCAAAGGGCGUCUCAACAGGCUCCCAUCGGCUUGCGUCGGGGACAUGGUCAUGGCCACCGUCAAAAAGGGGAAGCCCGAUUUGAGGAAGAAGGUUUUGCCGGCCGUCAUCGUCCGACAACGCAAACCUUGGCGUAGAAAGGACGGCGUCUACAUGUACUUCGAAGAUAAUGCUGGUGUCAUUGUCAACCCCAAGGGGGAAAUGAAAGGAUCUGCUAUCACCGGUCCCAUCGGAAAGGAGUGUGCUGACCUGUGGCCUAGAAUUGCAAGUGCUGCCAAUGCUAUCGUGUGAAAGAUUUUCAUGGUUUUGUUUGCUACUAUUCUUAGAACAUGUUUUGAGAGGUUUUGAUUAGACAAUGGUAUAUCUAGUUGUCUAAAACUUGUUUCUUAGUUUCAUUUUAUGGAUAUGGUAUUACAACAGUUUUAGUAU